Messenger RNA from Colletotrichum aenigma, 1536 nucleotides. RefSeq names its product Transcriptional regulator WAR1 (gene WAR1-2). Bases 1 to 1536 code for a protein of 511 amino acids. The transcript is spliced from 4 exons. Gene Ontology annotation, cellular component: nucleus. The record is from RefSeq and is a predicted model, not a curated record. Gene Ontology annotation, molecular function: transcription cis-regulatory region binding; DNA-binding transcription factor activity, RNA polymerase II-specific. NCBI's taxonomy places the organism in Eukaryota, Fungi, Ascomycota, Sordariomycetes, Glomerellales, Glomerellaceae. Gene Ontology annotation, biological process: regulation of DNA-templated transcription.
AUGGAUCAAGCCGAAGAAUUCCUCAACAUCUACCGCACUCGCAUGGUCCCACACUUUCCCUUCAUACCUAUCCACGUGAAUGUGACGGCGCGGGAACUCCACUCCCAAAAGAGAUUUCUUUUCUGGUGCAUCAUGCAGGCUCUCAUUCCUCAGGAAGCCCCUGUCCAGAAGGCGGUAGAUGACUGGAUCAGGCACCAUGCAGCAGUGCAUAUUAUCGUGAACAGGGAGAGGAAGCUUGAGCUGCUGCAGGGCCUGUUGAUCUACAUUGCCUGCUAUGCUUGGGGUGACAUCCACAUCCACUUGGGCAUGAGUGCCAACGGUCUUCUACAACUUGCCAUAGGCAUGGUCUCAGACAUGAGCAUCAACACUCUUGCUGGGCCACUAGCCUGGAUGCCCAAGACCAUGUUAUCGGAUGCAUGGGCUGUUAUCAGCAAAGGAAAACACUUCGAAACCCCAAAACAGACUCUCGAAGAGCAGAGAGCGGUCUUGGGAGGCUAUUUCAUUGCAUCUAGCGUGGCCAUGUCAAUGCGAAGAAGCCCCCAAGUACAAUGGUCAGCAUAUAUGGCGCGAUGUUGCAGAACUAUCCGCGAAGCAGGGGAGUUCGCAACAGACUCGAGCUUAAUUGCCUUCGUCCGCAUGCAACACAUAACCGAUCGUCUCAGAUCUUUGUUCCCUAUCUAUGACAGAGACGAGGACACGCCUGCCCCAUUCUUUAAGGAGCACUACAGCGCAAUAUUCUCGUCCGUACGGAAGGAGAUGGAGGACCUUCAGAAAGAGGAGCCUGCUAUAAACAAAGAUAAUCCGCUUGUUUGGUGUCACUAUUUGACCCUCGCAGUCAGACUCUACGAGCCUGCACUGGGUAUGCGGCCAAUGAGCCCAGCAGAUACAGCGUCGCCGACCGAGCCGUAUAGCCGAACUGACGCCCUCUGGAAAUGCCUUGAAUGUGUUCAGGCCGCCAUGGAUGCUUUAAUGUCCAUACCCGCAGAGAUAUAUGCAUACCUGCCCUUCACCCUGGUCUCCAGUACCGCCUUCGUAAUGAUGGCAGCGAACCGGCUUCUUUUGGAAGACGGCAGCCCCGACUGGGACGUUACUAUCGCUCGGCAAAAGAUUCCACACGCGGAAAACGCACAACGAAUGGCGGACAGAUUUGAAGAGGCGGAUAACGUUGCCCUCGUUGUCGGCCAGAAGAGGCGUCUGUUCGAAGACCAGACGUCUAGAUGGGCGAAUUACGCCUACCGUGCGCGAUGGAUGAAGAACUGGUACUUGAGCAAAGUGUCUCCUCCACAGCGGGAACCGUCUGCCGAACAACAACCCAACAACGCGGAGGGUUCAGCGAACGACCCGAGCAUGUCUUGGGUGGAUGAUGUCACCAUGGACAAGAUGUUUUGGGGACAGAUGAUUGUGGAUGGAUUUGGUCAGAUGCCUUAUGAUUUCCAGUUUGGCAACGACUCGAUGCAGACCUUGCAGGGCAUCAUGUGGCAGGAUGGGAUGAGCACGACUGAGACGAUGGCCAUAGCGAACAUGAUACCCCAGUAG